GAAUAAUUUAGUUUUGUAGCGUUGUUUCAAGAGUGAGGACCGGCGUAAGAUUUUACAGACAAUGUCAUUGGAAAAUGUAUUUACAGCAAUGCUUUGUUUUAUGUCGACGUGCGAUAAUAAUUUGGGUAAUAUACAGAUUAAUUCAGUGACCCCAGAACCUCUGAAGUUCUGGGACUACAAAUGUAAAAAUGAAACGCUGAAUUUCAAUAAAAAAGUUUCUGAAUUGAACGAUUUGUUAGCUGAAGGUAAUGAUUUGUUAGAAAGGAUAAAAACUGACCUCACGAAUUUAAAAGAAGCUGCUGGUAAGAAAGAAAUGCCAAAAAAUCGCAGGAGACGUGAGACUGUUGGCACUUCAGACAUAUUAACACACCCGCAAUUUGAGUGCAGUAGCUCGGUUAAUAGUAUGAAAAUUAGCAACGCUGAGCUGCUGCCAAUUGGAAUUCAAUGUGAGAGUAAACAAUAUGGAGAUGGUUGGAUACUCCUUGCCACUUUAGAUGUAGAUCAUCGAAAAAUUUUAAACGAGAAGAGUACAGACGAAUUUGUUAAUGGUUUUGGUCGUUUCUUAUAUGGUGAGAAAAUGAAUGAGUACUUCAUCGGUUUACGACGUUUGCACGAAAUAACGGCAGAGAGUGGAGCGCACGAACUGUUGAUUUUGACACAUGACGUCGAUAACUGGGGGGAAACUCACACAGAAUCUGUGCUUUACAAAAAUUUCCGUGUGGCUGGUGCAAAUAACGACUACAGAUUGCAAACACUUGAUGGAUACGACGGCAGCCUUAUUGACCCACUUCAAACAAUGUUAGGAGAGCGCUUCUCAAUCACAAUGUUUUGCAUGGAACAGACGGGCGCUAUAAACAUGUUUGUGAGAAAUGCAGGCGCACAAUGGAUUUAAUUGUAUGGCAGAGUGUAUCAUUGAUAUUUUGUGAGUGGCGGUUUACGAGGAACGCAAUAAGUACAUAAAAUACUUAUUUCGAAAUCUAAAUUUUAAAAGCUAGCCAAAGUAUAGAAAUAAAUUGUUUCCUUUUACUAUUUUAGGUCACAAAAACUUAAAUAUAUUUUGGAAUUAAAUAACAAUUAAA
Molecule: messenger RNA, 1079 nt
Organism: Zeugodacus cucurbitae (melon fly)
Lineage: Eukaryota; Metazoa; Arthropoda; Insecta; Diptera; Tephritidae
Exons: 3
Coding region: 62-892 (276 amino acids)
Source: RefSeq, a predicted model, not a curated record